GGAAUAAACUCGAGACAACCUUUCAUACACACGUCGUUAAAUAAAUCACUCGUAAAGAAUUACUAAAAAAAAAUAAAUUAAAUUCCGAAAUAUGGAGACGAUUGUUGGAAUCAAAGGCAAGGAUUUUGUGAUGCUUGCAGCUGAUAGUUCACAUCCUCACUCUAUUAUGAUCCUUAAAGAUGAUGAGAAUAAAAUUUAUAAAAUAUCCGACUCGUUGAUGAUUGCUGCUGUUGGCGAUUCAGGAGAUACUGUUCAAUUUGUCGAAUAUAUUUCCAAAAAUAUUUUGCUCUAUAAAAUGAGAAAUGGUUACGAGUUGGGUCCAAAAGCUGCUGCUUAUUUCACAAGAAAGAACCUCGCCGAUUAUUUGAGAACGAGAUAUGCUUAUCAAGUGAAUAUGUUGGUAGCGGGCUACGAUAAGACUGAUGGUCCACAGCUUACAUUCAUUGAUUAUUUGGCAAAUACAUUGUCAGUUGAUCAUGGCACACACGGCUAUGGUGGAAUGUUUUGUGGAAGUAUUCUGGAUAGAACUCAUCAUGAAAAUAUCACACAAGAUGAAGCAUAUGACGUUAUGAAGAAAUGCGCCCGCGAAAUCCAAAAACGAAUGAUAAUCAGCCAACAACGAUUCCAUGUUAUGGUUGUUGAUGGCAACGGCGUACGUCGACUUGAAGAUUUAACAGCUGAAAAUCUUAAAGUUUAAUUCAUCAUCCUUAAUUAUUUUUAUUUCGGAAGCAGAACUUCUCAAUUUUCCUUUCAUAAUUAAUAAAAAAUCCAUGGGAAUAAAAAAAAAUAAUUCAAAUUUUCUU
This is a messenger RNA of Clunio marinus, 803 nucleotides long. The record is from the annotation of a GenBank genome assembly. NCBI's taxonomy places the organism in Eukaryota, Metazoa, Arthropoda, Insecta, Diptera, Chironomidae.